AUGUCCAAUAUGACCGAUUUCAACAACCAAUCAAUUUACGAAAGUAACUCGUACAGUAUUCCGCUCGAUCAGAUGCGUAGCGCGGACACUGACUAUGUGGGCGUCCUUCCAUCAAACCAAAUACCUAUUCUAAACUCUAAUUACGCGAACGCAAAUAGUAUGGACUUCAAUGACGCUUGUUUCUAUCAGUCUCUCAGUCAGGAUUUUCGUCCUUCUGAUAUCGGCCCUCUCGAUUCUAAUGGCAUUUACAUGGAUGUAAAUGAAUCGUUGAGUGCUGAGCGUCACGAAUACGUGGAAAACAAUGAAAAUCGAAUCAACGAUGCAUCUAUGGACUAUUACUCGAACAGUGACAUUGAACCCUCCGUUCGUUAUCUUCUCCCUCAAACACCAGAUCAAGCGCAAUCUGCUGCCAUCUUUUCCAACAACGCAGCUACAAGUCACAGACAAGUGAUAAUUAUUAUGAACGCCGAUAUCAAUUUGGAAAGAUUAUUGUCUAUCAUUCAGCAAUGUGGAAGUGUGGACAGGGUAUACAUGUAA
Molecule: messenger RNA, 537 nt
Organism: Paraglomus occultum
Lineage: Eukaryota; Fungi; Glomeromycota; Glomeromycetes; Paraglomerales; Paraglomeraceae
Source: the annotation of a GenBank genome assembly